This is a messenger RNA of Lathyrus oleraceus (garden pea), 3535 nucleotides long. Its product is annotated as putative disease resistance protein RGA4. The coding region runs from base 398 to 2989 and encodes 863 amino acids. Gene Ontology annotation, molecular function: ADP binding. The record is from RefSeq and is a predicted model, not a curated record. The transcript has 2 exons. Lineage: Eukaryota; Viridiplantae; Streptophyta; Magnoliopsida; Fabales; Fabaceae.
AUUUUGAUGUUUUGUAUUUUGUUUUUAUGUUUAAUUUUACUAAAAUGUGAGUUGAACAUUAAAUGAUUUAUGUUUAGAUGCAUUUACUAGAUGAGUUAAAUCCUAAAUUUCAGUGUUAGAAUUUAAUUUAGACUCUAAAACUAUAAACCCUAACUUCAAGUUAGUAUCAAUUCUAAAAAUAUCAUUUUUACUCAAAAUCUAUUUCCAGAAUCUAUUUUUGCCACUCUAAAGGAGAAACCAAACAUAGACUUGAUUUUCUUGAGUAUAUUUCCUUUGAAGAAAGAGCCAUUGAACUUCAUGAUAAUUGCGAUUUUAGAAUCCUUAAUCCUUGCGAUUUUAGAAUUCGAGUUGUGACAACCAUGGUUUUAAAUUGCGGUUACGGUUGCGGGUGUUGCGAAUGCGGUCAUUGUGCUUGUUGCGACAUUGCGGCCGUUGCGGUGUGAAUUUUUAUAGGAUGGAAGCCCUUGCUGUUACAGUCUUGGAAAAGUUGAGCUCUUCAGUUUACAAAGAGCUGGGAAUCAUUUGGAAUCUCAAAGAGGAUAUCGAAAAAAUGAAGAACACAAUAUCUUUGAUAAAAUCCGUGCUCCUUGAUGCAGAGACCAAAACCAAUAAUCAUCAAGUUAGUAAUUGGUUGGAGGAGCUGAAAGAUGUACUUUAUGAUGCAGAUGAUUUACUAGAUGAUUUUUCCAUUGAAGAUUUGAAAGGAAAAGUGAUGGAUAGAAACACAAAAGUAAAACAGGUACUACAUUUCUUCUCAAAAUCAAACAAAAUUGCCUAUAGUCAUAAAUUAGGCCAUCGAAUGAAAGCUAUCCAGAAGAGACUAGAUGGCAUUGCUAAGAAUAAGCAUGCACUGCAACUAACCGAUCGCCCUAUGGAGAAUCCAAUUGUAUAUAGGGAGCAAAGACAAACUUACUCUUUUGUGAGUAAAAAUGAAGUUAUUGGAAGAGAUGAUGAAAAGAAAUGUAUUAAGCAUUAUCUAUUAGAUACCAAUGCAACAUAUAAUGUUUCUGUAAUUCCCAUAGUUGGGAUUGGAGGAUUAGGUAAGACCGCACUUGCUCAGCUGGUCUACAAUGAUAAUGAUGUUCAGAAGCAUUUUGAGCUAAAAAUGUGGGUGUAUGUUUCUGAUGAAUUUGAUAUGAAGAAAAUAGCUCAGGAGAUCAUUGGGAAUGAAAAGAAUAGUCUGAUGGAGCAAGUGCAACAACAACUUAGAAACAAAAUUCAAGGGAAAAAGUUUUUGCUUGUGUUAGAUGACAUGUGGAACGAGGAUCGUGAAAUUUGGCUUAAGUUGAAGAGCUUGUUCGUGGAAGGAGGAAGGGGAAGCAUGAUAAUUGUUACAACGCGUAGUCAGACUGUGGCAAGAAUAGCGGGCACACAUCCACCUCUUUUGUUAGAGGGUCUGGAUUAUCAAAAAUCUAUGAAGCUGUUCUCCCGAGUCGCUUUCGGCGAGUUAAAAGAACAAAAUGAUUUGGAAUUGUUAGCUAUAGGAAGGGACAUUGUUAAAAAAUGUGCUGGCAUUCCCCUUGCUAUAAGGACUAUUGGAAGCCUUUUGUUUUCUCGAAAUUUGGGGAGGACUGAUUGGCAAUAUUUCAAGGAUGUUGAGUUUUCGAAGAUAGAUCAACACAAGGACAAAAUAUUUUCAAUCCUUAAACUGAGUUAUGACCAUCUUCCCUCAUUUCUAAAAAAAUGCUUUGCUUAUUGUUCAUUGUUUCCAAAAGGUUUCGUGUUUGACAAAAAAACACUCAUUCAGUUAUGGGUAGCUGAGGGGUUCAUUCAACAAUCAAAUGAUAUUAGAUGCGUAGAAGAUGUUGGUCAUGAGUACUUCAUGAGUUUGCUGUCAAUGUCCUUCUAUCAAGAUGUCACUAUGGACGAUUGUGGCGGCGUAAGUACUUGUAAAAUGCAUGACCUUAUGCAUGACCUAGCACAGCUAAUAGCCGGGCAUGAAUAUGCAGUGGUUGAAGGAGAAGAAGCAAUCAAUGUAAACCGAACGCGUUAUUUGUCGUCUCGUUCUGCAUUACAGUUCGGAUCACAAUCACCAUCUUCCUACAAGUUAAGGACAUUUCAUUUGCAUCCACAAAUGAAUGCAGGCAAUUAUAUGGAUCAAUCGUAUGUUCUUUCCUUUUCACGACUAAAGAUGUUACGUGUGUUGACACUUUCUGGGCUGAAUAUUGUUGCGAUCCCAAAUAGUAUUGAAGAGAUGAAGCAUUUAAGAUAUAUUGAUCUAUCACUGAAUAUUGCACUUAAAGAUCUUCCGCCGGGCAUUACUAGCCUGCAGAACUUGCAAACUCUAAAACUUUCUGAAUGUUAUAAUCUCGAAAUAUUACCAGAAAAUAUUAAUAAAAGUCUCAGGCAUCUUGAAUUGAAUGGUUGUGAGAGAUUGACAUGUAUGCCACAAGGGUUGGGACAGUUGACCAAUCUUCAAACACUAACAAAUUUUGUAUGUGACAAAGGAAGUACAGGUGUUAAUGAGCUGAUUGACCUAAACAACCUUAGAGGGAGACUAGAAAUCAAAGGGUUGGAUUCACUUCGAAAUAGUGCUGCAGAGAUUGAAUAUGCAAAAGUACUUAUUGAGAAGAAACACCUUCAACAAUUGGAAUUGCGGUGGACUUACGAUGAUGAUUUCAAUCCAUGGCCAUCACAGCCCAAAAGGGCCGAGUUACGGUUGGAAGAUGAGAUGGUUUUAGAAGCUCUGCAGCCACACCACUCACUUCAAAAGCUAGUUAUAGAUGGAUUUUGUGGCAAAAGGUUACCGGACUGGAUAGGGACUCUCUCGUCGCUCUUGACUGUUGAGAUCCACAAUUGCACGUUUUUGACAUCACUACCUGAAGCAAUGUGUAACCUUGUCUCUUUGCAAAAGCUUUGCAUGUAUAAUUGCAUACCAUUGGAGAAAAUUUAUGCAAAACCAUAUGGUCAAGAAUGGCCAAAAAUUUCUCACAUUCGAGAAGUUGAGAUCCUUCCUAUGAGACCAUCAUUACUCAAGUAUUUUACUUGAGUAAAAUUUUCCUCAAUCAUGGAGGUGUUUCUGAAUCUGCUCUCUUAUUUCAAUCAUCAUUUUGACAUUGAGAUAAUGAUGCAAAUUCAAAUGGUUAAGGUAACUUUCUCUUCGCCUUUGUCUUCUUUUCGAUCUUAUACUUACAUACUCUAUUUAGUAUUGAUCUUGCUGCAAACUCUAUUUCGAAUGACGUCGAUGACAAACAAUAUCUCGGGUGCUCAAAUUAUUCAUCACUGUAUUGAUUAUCCAAGUUCUUGUUUGCUUUAUCAUGAAAGUAAAUUGUUGAAUAUGAAAAUCGCAAGUGUUAGGCUUCUUGCAAAUGCUUGCUAAUAAUUUCAUUAUAUGUGUUGUGCUUCUUUUAUUGUGCUUAUUUCUGAUCUUUUCUGUUUUGUUUUUUGCUUGGAAACUAAACUUUGAAGGAUAGAUUAUACUGUAAAAUAAGUAACAUUUUAGAUAAUGAGUUGAUAUAUGUGAUCAUGAUGUACUAACCUGUUGGGAUUUUCAUAACUUUUGGGUUUGUGGUAGUUGAAGAGAGUUGAUAAUAUA